Molecule: messenger RNA, 417 nt
Organism: Carica papaya (papaya)
Lineage: Eukaryota; Viridiplantae; Streptophyta; Magnoliopsida; Brassicales; Caricaceae
Product: wound-induced protein-like
Biological process (GO): defense response to bacterium; defense response to fungus
Molecular function (GO): RNA nuclease activity
Source: RefSeq, a predicted model, not a curated record
GAAUGUUAUUGUCACAUAUACAGAGUUAAAAGAUCACAAGCAGUGAAGAUCAAAAUGGAGAGAUCAGUUGGGGUACUGUACGUCGUCGUUUUAUCAUGCUUAGUGCUGGGACGUUGCACUAACGCCCAGAGCGCGUCCAACGUACGCGCCACCUAUCACUUCUACAACGCCCAGCAAAACGGAUGGGAUUUGAGAAAAGUGAGUGCCUACUGCGCUACUUGGGAUGCUGACAAGCCUUAUUCAUGGCGGAGCAAGUACGGCUGGACUGCCUUUUGCGGCCCCGUCGGACCUCACGGUCGAGCCGCCUGCGGAAAAUGCUUACGGGUAACAAACACGAAAACAAGAGCUGAAACAACAGUGAGAAUCGUGGACCAGUGCAGCAAUGGGGGAUUAGAUUUGGAUUGGAGUGUGUUUAAG